Messenger RNA from Malania oleifera, 2407 nucleotides. Its product is annotated as WD40 repeat-containing protein HOS15. The record is from RefSeq and is a predicted model, not a curated record. Gene Ontology annotation, cellular component: histone deacetylase complex. Gene Ontology annotation, molecular function: transcription corepressor activity; protein binding. Lineage: Eukaryota; Viridiplantae; Streptophyta; Magnoliopsida; Santalales; Ximeniaceae. The transcript has 14 exons. Gene Ontology annotation, biological process: regulation of transcription by RNA polymerase II. The coding region runs from base 273 to 2018 and encodes 581 amino acids.
GACAGAACUGUACAAGCAGAAUCCGAGGGAAAGGCAUCAUUAUCCGUGAGAAGGUGAGGCUCAUAGAGCCAAUAAAGCAGUUUCACCCACCCUUCUUAUUAGCCUUCUUUUCAUUUGGUCACCUCUAAAGCUGCAAAACACAAUCCCCAUUUCUCUCGGCGCCUUCGCACCAAAAACGACAUAUCUCUCUCUCUCUCUCUCUCUCUCUCUGAGGUUGGCCAUAUGAUCUGUUGAGCAGCUCUUCGGCCUACCACCCCCUCGACUUUGCUGCGAUGACCUCGAUUACUUCUGUCGAAUUGAACUACCUUGUCUUUCGCUACCUUCAAGAAUCAGGCUUUACACAUUCAGCUUUUGCUUUAGGAUACGAGGCAGGUAUUAACAAAUGCCCAAUUGAUGGCAAUAUGGUUCCACCUAGAGCUCUUAUUACAUUUGUACAGAAGGGACUUCAGUACCUGGAGAUGGAAGCAAACAUGACCUGCCAGACUGAUACAGAUGUGGAUGAAGAUUUCUCAUUUUUACAACCCUUGGAUCUAAUCACAAAGGAUGUAUGUGAAUUACGACAAAUUAUAAAAGAUAAAAGGAAAAAUCUAGUUAAGGAUAGGGACAAAGAUAAAGAAUUGGACAGGGAGAUUGAAGUAGAACGUGGACGAGUUAGAGAGAAGGAUAGACAAGAAAGGGAGAAGGACAGACAAGAAAGGGAGAAGGACAGACAAGAAAGGGAGAAGGACAAGCUAGAAAGGGAGAAGGAACGUGAAAAGGAUAGAGAGAGAAUUGAAAAAGAUAAGGAACGAGAAAAGCAUCAUGAGGAUCGGGCAGAUAAAAUGGUUACUGAUCAAGAAGAUAAGGUCACUGUCAAACAGGAAGAAAAUGGUGUUUCUGCAGGGUCAGAACCAAUGGAUAUUGCUACAACCUCCACAUCACAGGCCUGUGAAAUCCCUAGUUCUGAUGUAACAAUCUUGGAAGGGCAUACUUCUGAGGUUUGUGCAUGUGCAUGGAGUCCAGCAGGUUCCCUUCUUGCAUCUGGGUCUGGGGAUUCAACAGGUCGAAUCUGGACAAUUGCUGAUGUAACUUGUAGAUCUAGUUCACAAAAUGGCCCGUUAAAUGUGCUGGUGCUGAAGCAUGUUAAGGGUAGAACAAAUGAGAAGAGUAAAGACGUGACAACACUUGAUUGGAAUGGGGAUGGGACAUUACUUGCCACAGGGUCAUAUGAUGGACAAGCAAGAGUUUGGAGCACAAAUGGAGAACUAAGGAGCACUUUAAGCAAACAUAAAGGCCCUAUAUUUUCUCUGAAGUGGAACAAGAAAGGUGAUUAUCUUCUUACUGGAAGCUGUGACAAAACUGCCAUCGUGUGGGACAUUAAAGCAGAGGAAUGGAAGCAACAAUUUGAAUUUCAUUCAGGUCCAACGCUUGACGUUGACUGGCGAAAUAAUGUUUCAUUUGCAACAAGCUCCACUGACAAUAUGAUAUAUGUUUGCAAGAUCGGAGAGAACCGCCCUAUUAAAACAUUUUCAGGGCAUCAGGGUGAAGUUAAUUGCGUCAAAUGGGAUCCAACUGGUUCAUUGUUGGCCUCUUGCUCUGACGAUAUCACUGCGAAGAUAUGGAAUAUGAAGCAGGACAAGUAUGUUCAUGAUUUAAAGGAACAUGCUAAGGAGAUAUAUACUAUUAGAUGGAGUCCCACUGGACCGGGUACAAACAAUCCUAAUCAGCCAUUAGUGCUGGCAAGUGCAUCAUUUGACUCAACAGUUAAGUUAUGGGAUGUUGAACAAGGAAGACUUAUCCACAGCUUGAAUGGCCACAGGGAUCCUGUAUACUCUGUUGCCUUCAGUCCAAAUGGUGAGUACUUAGCCAGUGGAUCGCUGGAUAAAUCCUUGCAUGUCUGGUCAUUGAAAGAAGGCAAGAUCGUGAAAACAUAUACGGGCAAUGGGGGCAUAUUUGAGGUCUGUUGGAACAAGGAAGGCGACAAGAUUGCUGCCUGUUUUGCCAACAAUACCGUGUGCGUUUUGGAUUUCAGAAUGUAGAAGGCACCAGCAGUACUUUAUGAGCUUGCGGAGUUUGCUUAAGAUGGGAAAGAUGGUAAGCCGUUUGGCUUGGCUUCUGAAAUCUGAUGCUAGUCAAGAAGCUAGGAUGGAUGUAGGGUUGGGAGUAGGUGGGUUUAUUCUGCACUCCCACGUAGGCUAGGAUGUUAAAUAUACUACUAGUUUGGUCCUCAAAUGUAAAUAAUUGUGGCUCUCUCAACUGUGUUUGAGGCUACCCCUUUUCAAGGAGACGAGUUAGUACAACCCCACUAGUGUACAAAUUUCUGUUGUGUAGGAAUCUAAUAAUUUGCUAGUCAGGAAUGUUUUAUGUAUUCCUUUUCUAUUUACUCUGUUUUAGCUGAUGGACCAAUAUUUAGCUCCAGUUUCUACAA